Molecule: messenger RNA, 783 nt
Organism: Caenorhabditis bovis
Lineage: Eukaryota; Metazoa; Nematoda; Chromadorea; Rhabditida; Rhabditidae
Source: the annotation of a GenBank genome assembly
AUGGGACGUCGUAUCCGUGUCCAACGCAAAGGAGCCGGAGGUAUCUUCAAGAGUCACAACAAGCACCGUAAGGGAGCUUCAAAGUUGAGACCACUUGACUAUGCCGAGCGCCAUGGUUACAUCAAGGGGCUUGUCAAGGACAUCAUCCACGAUCCAGGACGUGGUGCCCCACUCGCUGUCAUUGCUUUCCGUGAUCCAUACAAGUACAAGACCGUAAAGACCACCGUUGUCGCCGCUGAAGGAAUGCACACUGGACAAUUUAUCCAUUGUGGAGCCAAAGCUCAAGUGCAGAUCGGAAACAUUGUUCCAGUUGGACUUCUUCCUGAAGGAACUACCAUUUGCAACGUUGAAAACAAAAGUGGAGAUCGUGGAGUUAUUGCUCGCGCUUCUGGAAAUUACGCAACUGUUAUUGCCCAUAACCCGGACACUAAGAAGACCCGAAUUCGUCUUCCUUCUGGUGCCAAGAAAGUCGUUCAAUCGGCCAACAGAGCAAUGAUUGGACUCGUUGCCGGAGGUGGUCGUACUGACAAGCCGCUCCUUAAGGCCGGAAGAGCUUAUCAUAAGUAUAAGGCCAAGAGAAACAGCUGGCCACGCGUCAGAGGAGUUGCUAUGAAUCCAGUUGAACAUCCACACGGAGGAGGUAACCAUCAACAUAUCGGACAUCCAUCCACCGUCAGAAGAGAUGCCAGCGCAGGAAAGAAGAUCGGUCUUAUCGCUGCCCGUCGUACCGGAAGAAUUCGUGGAGGAAAGCCAGUCAAAUUCACCAAGGAGGAGGCUGUUUAA